CAGAAAACUGCUGUAAAUUGCCCUGUGGAAAAAUUACAAGAAAUAACAGCUGCUAAAUCAAGUUCUGCGCAAGAAUUAAAGACAACUAUUAAAAUACAUGACAGCAAUAAUGUUUCUGAAGCAAAAGUUGGGAAAAAUAAUCAAAAAACUGACCUAAAAGGUGAAAUAUCUAGUCAGAAAAAUGAAGAUUCAAAUAAAGGAGGGACAGCAGAAGAAAACGGUCACGCUCAAGAUCAAGAUCUAGAAAACACAGAAGAAGAUCACAUUCAAGAUCAAGGUCAAGGUCUCCAAGACACAGAAGACACCACCAUAGACAUAGACAUCAUAGAUCAAGAUCAAGAGAUCAACACCGAAACAGUUCAUCAUCAAGAUAUAGAAGAAAAGAAAAAUCGCCCAAAAUAUCUAAAGAAGACAAAGUCAAACUGCUUGAAAUUGCAAAAGCAAACGUAUUAGCUCAACACAGAGCAGAUUCUACACUUACUAAUUUGUCUACUGAAAGUCUGGCCGUUAUGCGAUCUGGUGGUGUUACAGUUGAACAACUAACGGGGGUAUGCAAAGAUAUUAUGGAUGGUAAACGAGAAGUAACUGUUCAGAAUGAGGCAAAGAUAAAUCACCCUUACCAAGUUAAAGAAGCCCCUUCAAUUACUAUUAAUAUAAAAUCGCAAGUCCCUGUCCCUCCAGUGGCCAAUCGUCCUCUCGCAAUUCUCUCCAAGGAGUUUCCGGUCUCGUCCGGAUCGCAACAUCAGAGGGAGGAUGUGUAUGGGAAGUGGGAGCCGAUCCAGAAAGAAGAGAAAAAAGAUGAAAUUAAAAAUAAGGUUAUUAAAAAACCUGCUGUAGAAGAAAACAACACGCUGAUGAUAAAAGACGUGAUUGCUGAACGUGUUCACGCUGUAAGGGAGCUUGAAAGUAACCCUAGUAAUGAAACAGCAUUGAAUAAUAUGCAACAGAUGCAAGUGAAGUUAGAUAAAUGGAUGAGAUCGAAGAUAAUUCCUGGGCAAUUUACUGGGUCUUCUGGUUUACAACCUCUCAGUAGAAUGGAACUUGAAAGGGGACAACAAGCUUGGGCAAAUAAUUCAACUUUAAAUUCGGGCAAGCAAGUCGGGGGUAUUGGAAAGGCUCUGCUGCAAAAAAUGGGGUGGAAAGAGGGGGAACCACUGGGUAAAACAAUGACUGGGUCUCUAGAACCUCUGAGGGUGAAUGUGAAGACAGAUCGAAAAGGUCUUACAAGUAUUAUGGAAUGCAAAUCCAAUACAACGCUCAUACCAGCGGGACCUGUUGCACAUAAGGGCAAUUUUACCGCAGUGCGAGAUUUAUCCGGAAAACACCCUGUCAGUGCAUUAAUGGAAAUAUGCUCGAAGCGGAAAUGGUCACAGCCAAAUUUUCAGCUUGUUCAUAACUCUGGCCCAGACCAUCAGAGGUUUUUCAUGUUUAAGGUAACAAUUAAUGGGCAAGAGUACCAGCCUUCUACGCCAUCUGUGAACAAGAAACUCGCAAAAGCGAAUUCGGCCAGUGUUGCUUUACAAGGCAUGGGACUCAUUCCAAAAGUGGACUGAAAUUGCGUUUUUAAUAAAAUAAUUAAAAGACAAAAAUUAAAAAAAUAAUUUUUAAAUUGAAAAAAAAUUUAUGGGAAAAUGGGGAGUCCGUUUUUAUGAGGUUUGACCCAAAGAUUGGUCCAUGAUAAAAAAAGAACACCUCAAAAAUAAAUUCCACCAAUAGUUCACAAUAAACAGUUUCAAAAAACAGAAUACUAAAUGUGAAUGAACUAAUG
Messenger RNA from Ciona intestinalis (vase tunicate), 1768 nucleotides. The record is from RefSeq and is a predicted model, not a curated record. NCBI's taxonomy places the organism in Eukaryota, Metazoa, Chordata, Ascidiacea, Phlebobranchia, Cionidae.